Molecule: messenger RNA, 2248 nt
Organism: Brassica oleracea var. oleracea
Lineage: Eukaryota; Viridiplantae; Streptophyta; Magnoliopsida; Brassicales; Brassicaceae
Product: F-box/LRR-repeat protein 10
Exons: 4
Coding region: 116-2053 (645 amino acids)
Biological process (GO): SCF-dependent proteasomal ubiquitin-dependent protein catabolic process
Cellular component (GO): SCF ubiquitin ligase complex
Molecular function (GO): protein binding
Source: RefSeq, a predicted model, not a curated record
AGGGUUGAUCAUGCUCUAAGUGGAUCCGGUUUUGGGAUCAGAUCGAACACAAAAACUCCAGAGAGAGAGAGAGAUCUCCACUGUUUCCGCGAAGAAGAGAAGAGAGACGCCGUUGAUGGCUACCACCGCCGUCCUCGAUGUUGACGGUUUCGAUGAAGAGAGAAGCCUCGAUAUGUUACCAGCGGCUCUCCUGGAGACAAUCAUGACGAAGCUCGACGUGGCCUCUCUCUGCUCGUUGGCCUCCACUUGCAAAACACUCAAAAGCUGCGUCUCUCGUGUCCUCACUUUCACUCCCAACUUCCACCUCUUCAAUGUUUCACUGUCAAUGGAAACGGUUAGACCGUUGUUGUUUCCGAAUCAGCAACUCUCUAGCCUUAAGCUUGACUGUGGACGCCUUGGGAACUCAGCCAUUGACGUGCUGGCACGUCCUUCCCUUAGGGAGAUCUCUCUUCACAACUGCCGCGAUUUCAGUGGAGAUCUCAUCUCUGAGAUCGGAAGGAAAUGCAAGGAUCUAAGGCUACUCUGUUUGGGCUCUGUAGCAGAGAAAGUUGGUCGAACCGUUACUCGUGGUGCUCUAGAAGAUUUGCUGAACGGUUGCUCUCAUUUAGAGGUCUUAGCACUCAUGUUUGACCUCUCAUUAUACUUGCGUCCUGAUGACGGCCGCAUUUUCGGAUUGGCCUCUGAUAAACUCACCCAUCUUGAGCUUGGACACAUCUCCUCAAGGAUGAUGACUCAGCUACUCACAUCAACUGGGCAAGACAGCGUCCGCGCGCUCCGAAACGUCCAGCAGCUGCGCCUCUCUGUUGAUUGUAUCACCGAUGCUGUGGUUAAGGCAAUAUCUAAUUGUCUCACGUCGUUGAUUGAUCUGGACCUGAGAGACGCGCCCCUCGAGGAUCCGAGGCAACUGUCAGACCUCACGGACUUCGGGCUUCAGGAGAUCAACCAAAACGGCAAGCUGAAGCGCCUCUCUCUGAUCCGCAGCCAGGAGUUUCACUCUGCUUACUUCCGUCGAGUUAGCGACCAAGGGAUGCUGUUUCUUGCUGGCAAAUGCUUGGGGAUGGAGAGCAUUUGUCUCGGCGGGUUUUGCCGGGUGACGGACGCUGGUUUCAAGACCAUCCUCCACUCUUGCGCUAGCCUCUCCAAGUUCAGCGUAUACCACGGACCUAAACUGACCGAUCUUGUUUUCCACGACGUCUUAGCGACCGCUCUCUCGCUCAGCCACGUUAGCCUGAGGAGGUGCCAUCUUCUGACGGAUCACGCGGUUCAGAAGCUGGCGUGGAAUCUGAAGCUGGAGAAUCUUGAUUUGAGAGGGUGCAGAAACAUAAGGGAUGAAGCCUUGCAAGCCAUCUCGCAUCUACGGAAACUGAAGGUUUUGCUUCUUGAUGGCACUGAUGUGAGUGACACGGGUCUUUCUUACCUUAGAGAAGGAGUUUGGGAUUCUCUAGUGUCGCUAUCCGUCAGAGGCUGCAGAAACUUAACUGACAAAUUCAUGACUACUCUGUUUGAUGGAUCCUCGAAACUAGCACUCCGCGAGCUCGACGUGUCCAAUCUUCCUAACCUGACAGAUGCUGCCGUUUUCGCUCUAGCGAAAUCCGGAGCUCCGAUCACGAAGCUCCAGCUGAGAGAAUGCAGACUGAUAGGCGAUCCCUCGGUCAUGGCUCUUGCGUCUACACGGGUGUACGAAGACAAGUGUCCUGGGAGCAGCUUGGGUUUGUUGGAUCUUUACGACUGUGGCGGCAUAACUCAGCUCUCGUUCAAAUGGCUGAAGAAACCGUUCUUCCCGAGGCUCAAAUGGUUAGGGAUCACUGGGAGUGUGAACAGAGAUAUUGUAGAUGCUUUGGCGAGGAGACGACCGCAUUUGAAGGUCUCUUGCCGCGGAGAAGAGCUUGGAAUUGAUGGGGAAGACGACUGGGACUCUGCUGACAUACAGCAGCACAUGGAAGCAGAGGAAGAUGAGCUUGAACAGUGGAUUCUUGGAGAUGAAGGUGAUGUUGAGAUGGAGGAUGCAGAAGAGGAGAGUGAUGAUGAAGGAAGUGAAGAAGAAGAAGAAUGAUAAUACUGAAACUAUACGUUUAUAAUAGGUACGCAAUCUUUUGUUCUUAUAAGCUAUAUGUUUAACACCAAUUCUCUUCAUAUUUAGCCACUUGCUUGUAGUAUUUUUUUCUUAAUUAUUUUUGUUGUUGUGCUAAUCACCGCAUCUCUGUUAAACUUUGUGUAUUGUUUACUUGAAUAAAGAUAUCUAGUGAAA